Molecule: messenger RNA, 1599 nt
Organism: Melanaphis sacchari
Lineage: Eukaryota; Metazoa; Arthropoda; Insecta; Hemiptera; Aphididae
Exons: 2
Coding region: 382-1536 (384 amino acids)
Biological process (GO): meiotic chromosome segregation
Cellular component (GO): chromosome, centromeric region; nucleus
Source: RefSeq, a predicted model, not a curated record
CUUAUCCCACAAGCAUUAUUACAUAGCACAUUUUCGCUGAUAUUUGCGUGAAAACUAAAAAUUCGUCGUGUUUACUCUUUAUUUAGAAUAAAUAUUCAAUAUAUAUUUAUUUACCUUAAAUCUGUUGUAUUCGCCGGUUUAUUAAACACACAUACAACUACAAUAAAUUGACGUUAAACUUGACAGUUCAGUAAUCACAGUGUUUUAUUUUCUAUAGCCUAUUCAAGUGUUAAUUUAAUUGUAAUAGGUAAUUAUAAUUUUAAUAACUUGACCAUUCAGUUGUCGUGAAGUUGUCUUUACCAUCGAUUGCGAUUCAAGCAUUCAUUGUUUACUAGUAGAUCUUUUAUAAGUUAAAAUAAGUAUAUUAACUAUUGCUUCACAAUGGCACCUAAGUUAGUAUCAGCUCAAAAUCGAAACAAGUCUAAGGAUAACAUCUUUAUCGAUAAACUCAAUCAGGCUUUGAUAAUCAACAACAAUUUACGUAAACGCAUUGAAGAGUUAUCGGAUAAAAAUGAAGAAUUAUCAACUGCUAAGAACAAUUUAUCGUUGGAGAAAUUGUCAUUGCAAAAUGAAAUUAACUCUAUUAAAAAUUCAAAUAUUCAACUGACUGCAAUGCAUAAUAAAAUGAAUAAAAAACUUACUACCUUAGAACAAACUGUUCAAAGUUGUAUACCUGCAUUAGUAACUAUGUCGCAAAAUAUUCCAUCUAUAUUAGAAAGUAUACGUGAAAUGAGUAAAGUUGAGAUCAAAGAAUUUAACCAAGAAAAGAAAAAAAAACAAACAAAAACUGUUUUACCUAUGAUCAAUGGUAUGGUCAUUUCUACUCAUCCAUCUAUUUUUGUAAAGCGUUGUGAUGAUAGUGAUUUCGAUUUUGAUGAAAGUCCUGUUCCUAGUCCUGCUCCUAGUCCUGCUCAUAGUCCUGUUCCUAAUUCUGUUCCCAGUCCUGUUCCUAAUCCCGUUCCUAGUCCUAGUACUGAACAAACACCAAGAAGACCAAAAAAACCCAGUUACAGAAGCUCACCACAACCCAAACUUAAUACGGAACCAUAUGUAAGAUUAAAAGAUGUUGCAGCUAUGUUGAAGAAUUCCAAAACUGUUCCUAAUAAAAAAAAUCCUCAACGUCAAUUAAAUGAAAGUUUAGGUGAAGGUCCUAGUUGGUUACAUAAUCCAGAAAAUCAAACACAAAAUUCUAACAAUGCGGUACAAAGUAAUACAAUACAAAAUGUUGAAAGUUCUCCUAAGUCAGCAACAUCUAAUGAAGUCCAAGUUGAUGUGACAAGAAUUGCUUCUACUUCAAGUAGUAAUACAGAUAAUAUAUCUGAUAGAACUGAAGAACGCCACAGUGAAUUAGAAUCUCCUAAUAAUUCAACUGUGCCAAGAAACAAUACACGUCGAAAACGUUCUAAACGAUCAAGUGAGUCAAGCAGUGAAUCAGAUAUUGAUGAUUCAACUUCUUCAUCAAGACCUAGUAGAUCUGCUACAAAAAAUAUUAACUAUAAAGAAAAGAGCCUUGGCAGUAAAUUCAGAAAAUCAUAAAACUAAAAAAAAGAAAUUGUUUAUGCAUAUUAUUUGUUGUUAUUUUUAAUUAUUAGUUAAAAA